Neoarius graeffei (lesser salmon catfish) is the source of this 2538-nucleotide messenger RNA. RefSeq names its product endothelin-3. The transcript is spliced from 5 exons. The coding region runs from base 211 to 1056 and encodes 281 amino acids. Gene Ontology annotation, cellular component: extracellular region. The record is from RefSeq and is a predicted model, not a curated record. NCBI's taxonomy places the organism in Eukaryota, Metazoa, Chordata, Actinopteri, Siluriformes, Ariidae. Gene Ontology annotation, molecular function: hormone activity; endothelin B receptor binding. Gene Ontology annotation, biological process: regulation of vasoconstriction; vein smooth muscle contraction; intracellular calcium ion homeostasis.
ACACACACACACUACAUCACACACUACAUCACACACACACUCCUGGAUGCGGGUUCCAGCUCCUGAACUCACGCAUAUCUCCGGAGAGCGCGUGCCAUGUGAGACGCGGACGGUUUGACCGGGAAAAUGCGGUGCAUCUGCGUGAGAAUGGGGUUUCCUGGAUAUCACAGCACUUUAGAUCAACUAAACUGGGACUAAUCUGAAGACCUUAUGUCCAUCGAACGCGUCUUUCGCCCUUUUCUUGUCUUUUCUGGACUGAAACCCCUGGGCAUGGCCAAGACGGCGCUUCUGGAUUUGGGCGUUUUGAUUUUAAUCGGAUUAACAGCCGCACGCGCAAACGGCGUUUCGCUGCACCGGAGGAUCGCCGCGCGCGAGGAGAGCGCACCUGAGCACGAGCGCGCGAGCAUGUGCGCGAGGACAGCACCGGAACCUGCACCGGCACCCACGGAGCGAGCGCGCGGAUCCGCCGACGACCACGAAGGCGUCACAGGACCGUCGUGCGACCCUCAUCCGCGGAACCGAGUCAAGCGGUGCACGUGCUACACGUACAAGGACAAGGAGUGCGUUUAUUACUGCCACCUGGACGUCAUCUGGGUGAACACGCCCGAGCGCCUGGUGCCGUACGGCAUGUCGAGUUACAGAGGCUCUCAGCGUGCACGGCGCUCUACAGCAGACAGGAGGAGAGUGAUGCAACGGUGUGUGUGCACUCUGCAAAACGACUCUCAUUGCAACAGCUUCUGUGACAAAAGUUCACAAUUGCGCAUUAAGCAGGUUCGUGGAAACACGGCUAGAAACUCUGCUUCAUCACAGCACCCCAUCGUUGACAUUGUUUCCCGAAACCAUGACAUCUCCAAGUGUUUUAUUCCUCUUCCACCACAGCAAUUUGCAGAGUUUACCAUAACCAUCUGUUGCUGGAGCGCUAAGCCAUGCUGGAAACGUCCUGUCCAUGCAUUCUUCUCUCUUAACACCUGGACAUACCUUACAGAAAAGAAGCUUAUCUGUCUGAAGAGAAGGAGGAAUUCCAUUAUCCAAGGAAGACACAUGACAGGAAAGUAGAAGAAUAUAAUGGCGGGUUCAUGGAAUGCUUAAAUUACACAACCAACGAACCUGGAGAAUAACUCGGAGUGUGAUUCAAAGAGAGGAUAUUAAACAUAACGACUGGCUUCAUGCUAACUCAUCAUGUUACAGCUCGUCUUCUGCAACACUCAAGGCUGAAUCUUUGUACUGACUAUAAGCUCCACUUCGUUGCCUUUAAUUAAAGACUAACUUGCUAUAAUAAUCUGAUUUACGAAUCCCAGGUUGGGCAAAAUCACCAGUCACCAAUCAGCGUUCGAUGGUUGUACACUGUAGAUACUCAGACGACACUGAACUGUUUUCUCGUUUUCCAGGCCACAAUGCCAUGUGGUAAUGCUUCUGAUUAGAUGGCACUUAAAUAUGGACUUGCUAACAGAGAAACAAAACUGGGGACUUUACAUAAAGCAAUACAUUUUCAGCUGUUCACGCAGCCAACGAUUAACAUGAUCUAUAUUUUAUAUAUAAUAUUAACCUAUACAAUAUUUGUACUUGUGUGACUUUGGGCAUUGCUUUACAUUAAAAAAAAAUCACAGCGUACAGUACACAUUUUAAUGCUUUAUUUUGCCAGAUUGUGUGAGAGAAUCCAACUGAUUCCCCUUUAAAAAAAAAUCAGAAAUGGAUUGAACAUCACUGUUUUGGUGGUCAUUUAGGUGUCCUCCUUUUCUAAACCUUAAGAGUUUAACAAUUAUUCCACGAAAUCAAGUCAUAUAUGAGCUGAUAGCGUAGCACAGAGUCGGCUAUAAUCCAUGUAUGACAAGACUGAACGGAAUAACUGUUUUAUUCCAUCCACAUUCACUGGUGUGGCAGUUCCCUAUGUAUGAGUGGAGCACAGAGGAUGGCAGGACAGAGAUCAGGUUGACACACAGCUUUAUUGUCACACUUUUCAGGUUGACAACUAUGUUUUUAGCGUUUACAGGCACACACACACACUCGGCGUCUGAUUCCGGGGAGAGCUCCUCUGCUCUCGCUCUCCCUCCUUAAAUAGGGCGCGGUCACUGGGAAGACACAGACAAACACAGGUUAAUUGCAGUCAGGUGUAGUGAUUCUGCCACUUACCUUCCCUGACUCCGCCCUCCUGUCACAAACCGGUGCUUGACCACGCCCCCGCUGCCACAACUGGAUUUUGAGAAACAGAGCAUUUUUAUUUUAAUUUUUUUUGCAAAUUUGAUAAAUAAAAACUUCAUACAAAACGUUCGACAAAAUAAUUUCCGCUUAGGUGGACUUCUUAAAAACAUAUCAAUGGCGGCAUGAAUUGACUUUAGUGUUGUUUUUUUGUAGAAAGUCUUAAUAGACGUCUUGCUGUCAUGCCGAGGUAUAGAAUAGCUCAUCUCAUCUCAUCUCAUUAUCUGUAGCCGCUUUAUCCUGUCCUACAGGGUCACAGGCAAGCUGGAGCCUAUCCCAGCUGACUACGGGCGAAAGGCGGGGUACACCCUGGACAAGUCGCCAGGUCAUCACAGGGCUGAC